Messenger RNA from Naegleria gruberi, 786 nucleotides. RefSeq lists its product as uncharacterized. The record is from RefSeq and is a predicted model, not a curated record. The transcript has a single exon. Lineage: Eukaryota; Heterolobosea; Eutetramitea; Acrasida; Naegleriidae. The coding region runs from base 1 to 786 and encodes 261 amino acids.
AUGGGUGUUUCCAUUCCUUCAGUAAUUCAAUCGAAUGGUAUGACCAAUCUUUACAAAUUUAAAACAGAUCCAGUCACUAGCUCCAAUUUGAUGGUUUUUGUUCUUCCUUGUGAAGGAAAAAUUGAUUGGUUCAUUGCCAACUCAUCCCAAGUCUCUAAAGCAAGCGAACUGACCACAGGCAAUAGCUUAUUCUCUUUCAUAUUUCCACAAAUUAAAUAUAAGAGCAGAUCAUCCAAGGACGAUAUUCCAAAUGUUGUUACUCCAUUCAAUCUUAAAGGUAUUUAUGGUAUUCUCCCAGGAAACUCCACCUAUUAUCUCAAGGUUACAAACUCAGGUAAUGUCAAGGCAAGAUAUAAUCUCCUCUACUCAACCUCUACCAAUCCAUAUCCAAUCCUCCCAUCCUCUGAUUCCAUCACUGUUAAACAGAAUGGUGACCAAAUUGAAUUGAGUUGGAAUCCAGUUGUUGAGAAUGCUGCCUAUAUCGACUAUUGUGUCUAUGCUCACUCUGAACAAGAACAUGAUGAUGGAGAUGUUCAUGGAAGUGCAUGUGCUGUCUUUGCAGAUAGUGAACUUCAAGGAUGUACCUCAUCAACUAGUUUCGUAUUAAAUCUGAAGAAGAGUGCCGCUUAUCAUAUUGAUGUAGUUGCAACCAGAAAGGACAAUGGAAGAUCAUGGGCCUACAUUGGACAAGAAUAUGUCUUCAAGAUGAAUUCUGCUGUGGGUACGUUCAAUAUGGCUUGCUUGCUCCUAUUGGCAACUCUUCAAUUUGUCAUUGUCUUGUGUUAA